This is a messenger RNA of Orbicella faveolata, 2514 nucleotides long. RefSeq lists its product as uncharacterized. The record is from RefSeq and is a predicted model, not a curated record. Lineage: Eukaryota; Metazoa; Cnidaria; Anthozoa; Scleractinia; Merulinidae.
UUUGAAGUCUCCUAAACGUCUCGAUAUGUAAAUUCGCAGAAUUAUGCAAGAUUUCUUAGAAUCGUUGGAGGACAAGAUUAUCAAGAAGUAUGUCUCCUGAAUUCGUAGUGCACAUAGCAAGACAGAAGAUGGCUGCCGAACCGACGCUGCCUGUGUCAUCUACAUUUGAGUGGUCCAUUUGUGAUAUUCUGAAAAUGAUGGAUGCAGGCAGUUCUCACCAAACCACAGAUUGCCUGUUCAGCACUAUUAUAGACUGGCUUGGGCAACCGAACUUCAAGACAUCAGUGUUUCCAGCGCCCAGCGAACUCUGCGGGCUGUUCUCGCAUCUGACAUUUAACUUUUCAAAAUAUGUGCUGAGAUACAGUGCAAGUAUAUUCACAAACUGCAGUCGUUUUCCGUAUCAGGAAGAGAUUGUUAAUCAAUGGUUCACUGAAUUUACUGAGGAAGUGCAGCGAGACGAGGCAGUCCACAUAAUGAACGUCGAUAAAGAUGGACAGACAAAGAAGUGUUACACAGUCCAAAAUUCAAUUGAUAGUUUUCCAGUGUCGCUGGAAGAUGAUGAUUUCGAGGUGUUUUGUCAUGGAACAAGCCAUGACGGCGCUCACGACAUAAUGGAGUGUGGUAUAGACUUGACCAGGGGGAAAGGAAAGCAAGACUUUAGCAGUGGAGAUGGGUUUUACCUCGGUAAAAACUUUGAAGAAGCUUGCAAAUGGACAAAAACUCGUGGGCAUUCUACUUCUGCCGUGCUUGUCUUUCGAGUGAACAAGGUAGAAUUGAGAGGAGGUGAUAACGACAAUGGUUUGGAUCUCAGAAAGCCAGAGAGAAAGAAGGAAUGGCAAGAAGUAGUGUCACAAUUUCGCUCUGGAAAGCCAGAUAAAAAGUUCCGUAGAGACUUAAAUCGGAAUCAUCAGUUUAUUGAAGGGCCAAUGGCCUCACUAUCCAGCAAGAACCCACGUUUGGAAUACCCCAAGCAAAAAGAUGGCACUUAUCAGCUCUGUGUCAGAAACGACGAUUGUGCCGAACUAUUUGAUCGAAGCCUUCACACGGUAGUUUUCUUUGGGAAAUAAGGACUUUGUUCCAGGGUUUAUCUAUUCCAUCAGGGAAGAUUCGUCUUUAAUUUGAGCAGAUAUGUGCAGUCUUGUUUUACUUGUGUUAACAAAACAGGGUGUUACCUGACAUAAGAUUUCUCAGUAGGAUUUAGUUUUGCUAUUAAACUGAACUUAACCACACAUGGGCGUCAGUUUUAUCUUUGUAGCUUCGCUGCGCGCUGAGAGCGACAAUCAUUUAAUCAUUGGAGCCGGUAAAAACAAUUUCCUUGUGAGUUCAAACUGAUUUAUUAUAUGCGUGUCUUUCAACUUUAUCCGCUAUUCUGGCGGUUCCGAUCAGUUCUAAGAUGAACAUCCCUCCAAAAUGAAGGUUGUACUGAUAAAUUCCAGAUUGCUUCUUUCAAAGCUCAUAGGCUCACCGAGUUAGCAUACAUCAAUUACAAUUCUCAUUUUUAAAAACGGACAAUGAACGCGCAGAAUAACCAUGUGCCAUAUUGCAUCACUCAUUGCAACUCACUAUACACACAUUUGCUUUUACAUUACGUUAGUUUCUUCUGUACUUCAUUUGAACCAUUUGUUUGCAUUACUGAAUUAUGUUACAACAUGAUAUACACAGUAAAUUACUUAUCAUACAUGCAAGAUACAUAUUAUACAUUCUCUACAAUGAAACAAAAACUGAGAAAUUCUUCCCUAUAUAUUACAGAAAUGAGAUGUCUUUUGCAAUCUAAUCUCAAAUGGCUGUUCACUUUAAACAAGAGGACAUUUUGUACCGUUGAACUUAUCAAGAACUUAACAGUUAGCUGAAACGUCUUUGUACCAUCUACAAAAUAAAAAUCUGUGACGAGCUUUAACUUUUUUCAACGAUGAAUCUCCUGACUACAACUACUUGGGAAGUUUAAUUUGUGCCAUGCAUGUGCGCAAAUUUUUCCUCCUCUGUACGCGUUCAAAAUACACUAUGCACAACUGAGAAAAGCAAAAUGCAGGUUUCAAUUCUGUAACCUGAACAUUUUAUCAAUAAACUCUUCAGUUUCCAGGCGCAGUAAACAGAACUAUUCUGUCACUACCGCAAUCGACUCAGUCUAGUUCGCAGAAGUACGACAUCAAAAUCGAAGACCGCUGCUAGAUUUUAAAAAUAUAGUAGCUUCUUGCAUUUGGUUUCAAAGCUACAAGAGUAAUAGCUUUUGGAAAAAAAAAAACUAAAAAGCGAACAAAAUACAACGAUCACAUGAAAAUAAAUCAACUUGCUUUUGUGAGCUGAAAAAUUUCAGACUGAAAUUACGCUCAUCGCAAUACUGAGCUAAGCCUGAGCAUAUUGUGAUUGCGAUCUUGGAAUCUCCAACAAAGUUUUCUUAAGUUGAUUUCGGUAAAGGCUUUCACAGUGCGGCCUUAACGUUCCUUUAUUUUUACUGUGUACACAAAACUUUAAAAUUCUCGGUCUUUACGGCCGACUAACUAGACCGGAGACAGU